Molecule: messenger RNA, 5279 nt
Organism: Megalobrama amblycephala (Wuchang bream)
Lineage: Eukaryota; Metazoa; Chordata; Actinopteri; Cypriniformes; Xenocyprididae
Product: neuronal cell adhesion molecule-like
Biological process (GO): cell-cell adhesion; brain development
Molecular function (GO): cell-cell adhesion mediator activity
Source: RefSeq, a predicted model, not a curated record
AUGUCUGUGUGAAUUCAGUUUGUUAUGCGCUGAACUCUAGAUAUUCUGCUUCUCCUCAUCAGGGCUGUGGUUCAUUGAUCUGUGCGGAGGGACUCGGUUCAGUGAACUCGUGAAUCAGUGAAUCAGUCUCUGAUGGAGUGUUUACGGCUCUGUUCUCAGACGGGACGCCUGGCUGAUCUCAAACUGAAUUCUGGGAAAUCUCCAGUGAUGUUUUCCUGCAUCCAGUGAGAAACCUCAAAACAAGCUCGUCAGCUCGGGCUGCUGGAGCACUGCGCGUCCCCGCGAGAGAACAGCGCGCACCCGCGAUCCGCGGGCAUACUGGAGAUGAGCGCGCGGAGAGUCCAGUCAGUCGCAGCGCAGGACAGAGACAGUCACAGGACCGCAGACCAGAACCAGGACCAGGACCAGGACCGAGCAGGUUUCAGUAGGUUCAUCGUCACGCUGACAGAACACUAGAAGAUCUUCUCUGAGCUGUCCUGAUUGGCUAAACUCACUGCAGAGGCGGAUCAUUGGUCACACGGCCGUGAUGGACAGGCCGAGGGACGGCCCAUUGGCUCUGCUGCUGCUGCUGCUGGGUCACGUGAUCACGGCGCUGGAGGUUCCUCUGGACCCUAAACUCCUGGAAGGAUUGCCACAGCCGCCCACAAUCACCCAUCAGUCGCCGAAGGAAUACAUCGUAGACCCGCGGGAGAACAUCGUCAUCCACUGCGAGGCCAAAGGGAAGCCGCACCCCGGCUUCUCCUGGACCAGGAACGGGACACACUUUGACAUCGACAAAGAUCCCAAAGUCACCAUGAAGCCUCACUCGGGAACGCUGGUGAUCGACAUCAGCGGAGGAGAGAAGGCCGACGCCUACGAGGGCGUGUAUCAGUGCACCGCCCACAACGAGCUCGGCACCGCCGUCUCCAACAACAUCGUCAUCCGCCAGUCCAGAUCUCCUCUGUGGUCUAAAGAGAAGUUCAGUCCGAUCGUAGCGCAGGAGGGACAGUCUUUGAUCCUGCACUGCCGCCCCCCCGCCGGCCUCCCGCCGCCCAUCGUCUUCUGGAUGGACAACAAUUUCCAGCGUUUGCCGCAGAGCCGGCGAGUGUCUCAGGGUCUGAACGGAGACCUGUACUUCUCCAACGUCCUGAUGGAGGAUUCCAGGAACAACUACAUCUGCUACGCCCGCUUCCCGCACACGCAGACCAUCCAGCAGAAGCAGCCCAUCACCGUCCACGUCAUCGACAUGGAUUCACUCAAUGACACAAUGGCAGAUUAUUUCAAUGACACUGAUUUGUUUAGUGAUAAGCCCGUCGACGAGCGGCCGCCCUCCUUCAUGGUUCCCAGCGGCUCGCUCAGCUCUACGAUGGUUCUGAGAGGAGAGGUUCUGGAGAUGGAGUGCAUCGCGGACGGCCUUCCCACUCCUGUGGUCUCGUGGACGAAGCUCAGCGGAGAGAUUCCCAGUCACAGAGCUUCCUUCCAGAACUUCAAUAAGACUCUGCGGAUCACGGAGGUGUCGGAGGCCGACGCUGGGGAAUAUCGCUGCACUGCCCGGAACCGGCUCGGCUCUGUGCACCACACCAUCAGAGUCUCCGUCAAAGCGGCUCCGUACUGGAUCAGCGCUCCCAGGAAUCUGGUUCUGGCUCCGCUGGAGACGGGCGUCAUCACCUGCCGGGCCCGAGGACAUCCCAAACCCAGCAUCCGCUGGUCCAUGAACGGCCUGCCGAUCGAGGACGCUCCUAAAGACCCCAGCAGGAAGGUGGAGGACGACACCAUCAUCUUCUCCGAGGUCCAGACGGGCUCCAGCGCCGUUUACCAGUGUAACGCCUCCAACGAGUACGGAUACCUGCUGGCCAACGCCUUCGUCAACGUGCUGGCGGAGCCGCCCAGAGUUCUGACGCCCCCUAAUAAAGUCUAUCAGGUCAUUAUGAACAAACCCGCGCUGCUGGAGUGCCUGUCCUUCGGCUCGCCCGUCCCGGCCGUCACAUGGUUUAAGGACAGCCGCUCCAGCAUGCUGGACGGAGAUCCCUACGAGAUCCAUAAGAACGGAACUCUGCAGAUCCACGUGUCUCAAGCUGUAAACAGCGGGAAAUACACCUGCGUCGCCCGGAACAACCUCGGCAUCUCUGAGAACCACGUCUACCUGGAGGUCAAAGAGCCCACGCGGAUCCUGCGGCCGCCGGACUACAGGGUGGUCCACAGGAACCGGGACGUGCUGUUCGAGUGUAAAGUCAAGCACGACCCAUCCCUCGUGCCCAGCUCCACAUGGCUCAAAGACGGCGGCGAGCUGCCCGACGACGAGAGGUUUAGAGUGGACUCGGACAGUCUGACCAUCAAAGACGUGACGGAGAGCGACGCGGGAACAUACACGUGUGUCGUGAACACCUCUCUGGACCAGGACUCGGCCAGCGCUCGGCUCACUGUGGUCGAGGCUCCGCCCACUCCUGCGCCAAUCAACGGGCAGCCGGACGCUCCCACCGAUCUGGAGCUGACGGAUCCGGGCGCGAGGAGCGUUCAGCUCACCUGGACGCCUGGAGACGAGCACAACAGCGCCAUCAAGAAGUUCCUGAUCCAGUAUGAAGACGGUCUCCAUCAGAGCGGAGUGUGGCACAACCUCACGGAGGUUCCUGGGACGAAGACCACGGCUCAUCUCAAGCUCUCUCCGUACGUCCACUACAGCUUCAGAGUGCUGGCGCUCAAUGACGUGGGCUACAGCCGUCCCAGCAUGCCCUCGCGCCAGUACAGGACCAACCCCGCAGCUCCGGACGAGAACCCCAGUGAGGUCAAGGGUCACGGCACGGAACACAAUAACCUGGUCAUCACGUGGAAGCCGCUGACGGGCCUCCAGGCCAACGGGCCCGGCCUGCUCUAUAAGGUCAUGUGGCGUCAGCAGGAUGUGGAGGAGGAAUGGACGUCUGUCAGUGUGGCCAACGUCUCUAAGUUUGUGGUGUCGGGGACGCCCACGUUUGUGCCGUACGAGGUAAAGGUUCAAGCGCAGAACGAUUAUGGUCACGGACCCAAACCCGCCGCUGUGAUCGGAUACUCCGGAGAGGACUUUCCCUCGGCGGCUCCGGAUCUCGUGCAGGUGGUGGUGUUGAACAGCUCGCUGGCAGAGGUGUACUGGGAAGACGUUCCUCUCCGAUCGGUGCGAGGGCGACUGCAGGGCUAUAAGGUGCAUUACCGGCGCGAGCGGAGUUUACACCGACACAACUCUCAUCACGGUGAGCAGAGGACCGAGAGCUUCGGCCCCAACAGAACCAGCGGGAAGAUUCCCAACCUGCACCCGUUCAGCGUCUACAGUCUGCACGUGACGGCGUUCAACGCCCGCGGGGAAGGACCCGCCAGCGCCACACAGCGCUUCGAGACGCCGGAGGGCGUUCCCGGCGUGCCGUCGUUCUUCCGCGUGUCGGCUUCAGAUCUGGACUCUCUGACGCUGGAGUGGGGUCCGCCUCACGAGAGGAACGGCCGUCUGACCGGAUACACCCUCAGAUAUCAGACGGUCAACAGCAGUCAUGACCUGGGUCUGCUGGAGGAGCUGGAUCUGCCGUCCAAUCACAGCAGCGUAACGCUGCACAACCUCCAUCACAGCACGCGCUACAAGUUUUAUUUCAGCGCCCGAACGCAGCGGGGGUCCGGUCCUGCGGUCACCGAGGAGGCCGUCACCAUCCUGGACAGAGCGCCGGCGGUCGCUCCUGCGUUCGGGAACGUCAGCUCGUCCGUGAGCGAGGACGGAGCGCGGAUCAGUUGGGAAUACUGGGGCCCCGAGAAGCACCUUUAUGUUGAAUAUAUUAUAGACAACAGUGAUGAAGACUGGCACACAGAGAAGGUCAACGGCUCUCAGUUCCACGUUCUUAAGGGUUUGAAGGAAGGGUUGGCCUACAAGGUGCGCGUGGUGGCCGGAGGUCAGGACGAGAGGUCGCUCCAUCGCUCUGAGGAGCUGUUGGUGAAGCUCCCAGCGGUAGUGAGUCCGCAGGUGGACAUCGCCACUCAGGGCUGGUUCAUCGGUCUGAUGUCGGCCAUCGCUCUGCUCAUCCUCAUCCUGCUCAUCGUCUGCUUCAUCAAGAGGAACAAGGGCGGGAAGUAUCCGGUUAAAGAGAAGGAAGAUGCUCACGGAGACCCGGAGAUCCAGCCCAUGAAGGAGGAUGAUAUCACGUUUGGAGAGUACAGUGACGAGGACCACAAACCGCUCCAAGGGAGCCGAACGCUCUCCAGCGGGACCAUUAAGCGCGACGGGAGCGACGACAGUUUAGUUGACUCCGGAGACACGCAGUUCAACGAGGACGGCUCGUUUAUCGGCCAGUAUAGCGGGAGGUCGGAGAGGGACGCGGCGCACGAGAGCUCAGAGCCGCCGUCUCCCAUCAACGCCAUGAACUCAUUCGUGUAGACUGACGAGGUCAGCUGACGCGCCGUUAUUAGAGACUGAAGCGACGGACGCGGCUGUGUUCACUGUACUCGCGCUCACUGCAGGAACUCAAUACCUGAAAAUGAGCUUCAGUAAAGGGAAACUGAAUUACAGUUUAGAUCCGCAGAUAUUCGUUCCUUAUGUUGGGUUGAGAAAGAAACGUACUGAAAUCCUAUUCCUAGUCAGAAUCUCCUCCUACAUCCACCGAACUCCACUCAGAUGGUUCUGACGCGCGUUACUGUUUCUUUUCUAACUGAUCGGACGAUCAAAACCACGAAAAAUCCCAUAGAUUUCAUUGAGGGGUCAAAACUUUUACACAGUAACUCUAAUGGAGUAUUAGAGCUUCAUUCAUCAAAGUAUCUAUCAGUAGCAAAGCCUAAAAACUAGCGUAGGACAUGCUAACACCAUGCUAAAACAUGCUAAUGUUAGCAAAAUGCUAAUUCAUGCAAGAAUGUGCUAAAACACGAUAGCAACAUGUUAAAACGUUACAAUAUGUUAAUUAAUGCAAAAACAUGCUAGCAGCAUAGUAAUUCAUGCUAGCAAUGUGCUAAUUAAUGCUAUCACUAUGCUAAAACAUAUUAGCAACUUGUUAAUCAUGCUAUCAAUGCGAUAAAACAUGUUUUAGCAUGUUAUUUCAUGAUAGCAACAUGCUAAUUCAUGGAAGCAAUGUGCUAAAACAUGAUAGCAACAUGUUAAAACAUGCUAGCAUAUUAAAUCAUGCUAAUACAUGUUAGCAGCAUGCUAGCAAAAUGCUAAACCAUGCUAACAACAUUCUCAUUCAUGCUAGCAAUGUAUUAAAUAUAAUUUUUGUUUAUCUUUUUAGUACGUAUUUUUAUUGUUUUUUUAAAAAUAUGUAUAUUUUAAAAUGUAAACAAUAAAAAUACUAAAAUAUAUUUUG